GAAUAAGAGAGUGAUAGUUGGCGAUCCAAAGAAAGAGAGACAGCGAGAGAGAGAGAGAGAGAGAGAAACUCGAGGAAAGCGAGCGAGUUCGGAAGGGUUUAGAAAGGUUGUGCUGUGUGUGUGUGUAACUGGACUGGACACCCUUACGGUGACAGGCAGGAGCUCUGGAGAACUGAGAGAGGGCGACGUGGAGAAGGGGGUCCCGAGAUGAAGUGGGGGCUGCUAGCGGUGUUGGCCGGCUGCGUGUGGGGCCUGGUCCGGUGCGGUGCCCGGCCACGCGAUACACAGCAGCGACUCGUCGGCUGGAGGGCCCCGCUGACCCCCAGGGUGGCAGGGCGACCCCCGACCCCAGGUCCGACCUGGAAGCUCCCGGAAGAAGCCGGCCCGCGCCCCGGCAGACUGAAGAAAACCCCUGAGGCCACGCCCAGCCCCCGGGUCACCAAAGUGAGCGGCACGUGCGCCGUUGGUGGGAUCCUGCUGUACGAGGGGGCCCUCUGGUCCCCUCAGCCCUGUAUGCUCUGCGCCUGCGAGGAGGGCCGGGCGGUCUGCGAGGUCAUCGAGUGCCCGCCGACUCCGUGCCGGAGGGUCCACACACCUCAGGGCCGCUGCUGCCCAGUGUGCCAGUCGGACGCCACUCGGGGUGGCAUCAACGGUCAAGGUGUAGAGGUCGCACUAACUGGAAGUCACGAGCGCCCCCAAGUCAACAACAAGGAGGGCAAGAGAGAGCCAAAGAGCCAGAGGACAAGCAGGCAUGGAAAGGCGAUGGGAUCUGCCCGUGGGAGUAACCAACGCCCAACGUCCCCCCCGUGGGCGCGAGGGAGGAAACCGGAGAAAAGCACCAAGAAACGGGCGCUUGGCGUUGAGAAGCAAGCCUGGCCGAAGAGCCCAAAGCUGGGCCACCAGCAACCGGAAACAGCCAUUAGGCCUCGGGGGUCGGUCUCGAAAACACGGGAGGUCGGCCCUGGGAAACAGGGUGUGGUGACUGAAUCGGGCCCCGCGAAACCGGCAGCGGGCCUCGCGAAACCGCAACCGGGCCUCGUCAAGCCAAAGCUCGGAUCCUGGAAGCAGCAAGCUGGCCUGAAGUUGCUGGAAGCCGGCCUCAAGAAAGCAGAAGUGGGCCUUAAGAAGUUGGAGAAAAGCCUCAGUAAGCCAGAGUUAGGCCUUAAGCUGGAAACCGGCCUCAAGAAACUGGAAGCGGGCCUUAAGAAUCAGGAGAAAGGCCUCAAUAAGCCAGAAGUAGGCCUUAAGCAGGAAACAGGCCUCAAUAAACCAGAAGUAGGCCUUAAGCAGGAAAAAAGCCUCAAUAAACCAGAAGUAGGCCUUAAACAGGAAACAGGCCUCAAUAAACCAGAAGUAGGCCUUAAGCAGGAAAAAGGCCUCAAUAAACCAGAAGUAGGCCUUAAGCAGGAAAAAGGCCUCAAUAAACCAGAAGUAGGCCUUAAGCAGGAAACAGGCCUCAAUAAACCAGAAGUAGGCCUUAAGCAGGAAAAAGGCCUCAAUAAACCAGAAGUAGGUCUUAAGCAGGAAACAGGCCUCAAUAAACCAGAAGUAGGCCUUAAGCAGGAAAAAGGCCUCAAUAAGCCAGAAGUAGGCCUUAAGCAGGAAAAAGGCCUCAAUAAGCCAGAAGUAGGCCUUAAGCAGGAAAAAGGCCUCAAUAAGCCAGAAGUAGGCCUUAAGCAGGAAAAAGGCCUCAAUAAGCCAGAAGUAGGCCUUAAGCAGGAAAAAGGACUCAAUAAGCCAGAAGUAGGCCUUAAGCAGGAAAAAGGCCUCAAUAAGCCAGAAGUAGGUCUUAAGCAGGAGAAAGGCCUCAAUAAGCCAGAAGUAGGCCUUAAGCAGGAAAAAGGCCUCAAUAAGCCAGAAGUAGGCCUUAAGCAGGAAAAAGGCCUCAAUAAGCCAGAAGUAGGCCUUAAGCAGGAAAAAGGCCUCAAUAAGCCAGAAGUAGGCCUUAAGCAGGAAAAAGGCCUCAAUAAACCAGAAGUAGGCCUUAAGCAGGAAAAAGGCCUCAAUAAGCCAGAAGUAGGCCUUAAGCAGGAAAAAGGCCUCAAUAAGCCAGAAGUAGGCCUUAAGCAGGAAAAAGGCCUCAAUAAACCAGAAAUAGGCCUUAAGCAGGAAAAAGGCCUCAAUAAGCCAGAAGUAGGCCUUAAGCAGGAAAAAGGCCGCAAUAAGCCAGAAGUAGGCCUUAAGCAGGAAAAAGGCCUCAAUAAGCCAGAAGUAGGCCUUAAGCAGGAAAAAGGCCUCAAAAAGCCAGAAGUAGGUCUUAAGCAGGAAAUAGGCCCCAAGAAAGCAGAAGUAGGCCUCAAGAUAUCAGAGGUUGGCCUCAAGAAACCAAUAUUGGGCCUCAAGACACCAGGAAUGGUCACCGAAGUAGGCCUCAAGAAACAGGAAAUAGGCCUCAAGAAAUCAGAGGUUGGCCUUAAGAAACCAAAAGUGGGCCUCAAGACGCCAGGGGUGGUCACCGAAGUAGGCCUCAAGAAAGCGGAAGUAGGCCUCAAGAAAGCGGCAGUAGGCCUCAAGAAAGCAGCAGUAGGCCUCAAGAAAGCGGAAGUAGGCCUCAAGAAAGCGAAAGUUAACCGCCAGGGGUCGGGAGUGGUUGCCGACGCAGGCUCAACAAAACAGGGAGAGGCUGGCAAGAAGCAGGAAGCGGCUCGCAAUGUGGGCAAGGAGGCCGCGCCCAAAGGGCAGAAGCUGGCGACUGAAGCGUUGGGCGGGGAGGGCGCCAGGGCGCACGAGUCAACGCCCACGAAACAGGCUGCCGGGCCCGGGAAGGGACUGACAGCUCGGUUGAGGCCCGACGGUGGGGACGAGGUGCCGGCGGCUGCUGGAAAGACACCGGGGAAAUCCCCGAGCGCCAAGGAGCCCCGACCGGCAAGCAAAGCGGACGCAGCCGGCGCCACCUCUGCCCCCUUCCCCCAGGAGCUCCUACCCCCGCCGGAGAGCCAAUUCAAUAUGCCAUCCCUCCCCGUGGGGUGCAUACUCGCGGAGAGCGCCAUUGCUUGCCCGCUUGCCAAACUGAUCGAGAUCCCCAGGCUGGCGGACCCUGGCUUGCUCACUCUCUACCUGGCAGACAACGGCAUCACCAGAGUGUCAGCCUCUCACUUUGCUGGCCUCCCUAAUCUUCAAUGGCUGGAUCUCAGCAGGAACAAGAUCUCAGACAGAGGACUGGACCGGGACGCUUUCCAGAACCUGACCAAACUCAGGAGACUCCACCUGGAUGGGAACCGGAUUCACCGCCUUCCGAUCCUGCCCCUGUCCCUCGAUGACCUGAAGCUGAACGAUAACCGGCUGGAGGCCUUGGACCGCAGCAGCUUCCGAGGUCUCCACUGCCUCCUGACCCUCGAGCUGGAAGGCAACGAGCUCAACGACGGCAACUUCAACCCCAACGCCUUCCGGCCGCUGAAGAAGCUGAUCUACCUGCGCCUUGGCCGCAACCGGUUCCGGGCGAUGCCUUCGGGACUCCCUCCGUCCUUGAGGGAGCUUCAUUUGGAGAACAACCACAUCGAGGAGAUCCCUGGGGGGCUCCUGAACAAGACCCUCGACCUCACCACCGUGGUGCUGCGCCACAACCGGCUCCAGGAGAACCGGAUCGCCCCUCAAGCCUGGAUCCACCUGCGCAAGUUGGAGAACUUGGACCUGUCCCACAACCGGCUGGUCCAUGUGCCCUCCUUCCUGCCCGUGGGGCUGAAGCAGCUGCUGCUGCACCACAACCAGAUCGAGCGCAUCCCCGGCUAUGUCUUCGCCCACCUGCAGCCGGGCCUGGAGUUCCUGCACCUGUCCUACAACCAGCUCCGGAACGAGGGCAUCCACACCGUCUCGUUCCUGGGCCUUUACACGUCUCUGCAGGAGCUGCUCUUGGACCACAACCAGCUGAGCGCCGUCCCCCAGGGGAUCCUCAACCUGCGAGUCCUCCAGGUCCUGCAGCUCAGCGACAACCAGAUCAGGUACGUCCCCUUGGACUCUGUCUGUGACACCCGGAUCAGUGAGGAUUCAAACCUGGUCUCCGUUCACCUGGAGAACAAUCUGAUUGACCGACGCCUCAUUCCGCCCACGGCCUUCUCUUGUAUCCAGUCGUACCAGAGCGUUCGACUCAGGCCACAACGGUUUGAAGACUAGUCAUCCCCACCCCCCACCACACGCCCGACUCCGUACCCCAAACCCCUGCCCAAAUACCCCAACCUACACCACUCCCACUCCACCCAGUACCUGACUCCAUCCCCCUAACCACCCCCCCCACAACCCCCAAUCGAUACCACCCUCCACUCCCA
Messenger RNA from Carcharodon carcharias (great white shark), 4262 nucleotides. RefSeq names its product collagen alpha-2(V) chain-like. The transcript has 9 exons. Gene Ontology annotation, biological process: extracellular matrix organization; positive regulation of cell-substrate adhesion. The record is from RefSeq and is a predicted model, not a curated record. Lineage: Eukaryota; Metazoa; Chordata; Chondrichthyes; Lamniformes; Lamnidae. Gene Ontology annotation, cellular component: extracellular matrix. Gene Ontology annotation, molecular function: heparin binding; protein binding; collagen V binding. The coding region runs from base 208 to 4110 and encodes 1300 amino acids.